This is a messenger RNA of Rhopilema esculentum, 2053 nucleotides long. The record is from RefSeq and is a predicted model, not a curated record. Lineage: Eukaryota; Metazoa; Cnidaria; Scyphozoa; Rhizostomeae; Rhizostomatidae.
GUUGUGGAAGGUAUUCUUUGUAAAAUGAAGAAUUUCUAUAAUCAUUAACACAUGUCUUCAUAUUGAAAUGAUUUUCUACGAAUUGGUUAUGACUUGUUGAUCUAUCUUGAUUUUUCAAUUCACAACAAUUCUGAAUCGUGCAUCUGUUAGAUAGCAGCAUAGAGAUUCUGGCAGAAGCGAUAGUCAAAUCUCUUACUGCUGGUUUGAGUUGGGUGGCCACAUCGGGGUUAAGCGAAGCCUAGUCAGCGCCAGUUACUGCAGAGUGAGAGGGUAAUGUGCGUUACAAGCGAGACUACGCCCAUAUUUUGCCUCUUUCCAGUGCUUUGUAUCAGGUGAAUUUUCCACGUGGGGGAAUAUGAUUUACCCCUCCCUACGCUUUUCAGUCAAUUUCUAGAAAUUUUAUAUGGACCAUGUUUUUGAAAAACUAGGGAGGGGGUAAUUCCCCCAUACCCCCUAUAGCUGCGCCACUGGGCCUUGUUACCAGUCACAAGCCAAGCUCUAUGAGAAAACGGUCUUACCAAGGCUUCUCCGUGGUUAUUUGGGCAACUUCGUUUGCCAUGACUACUUAGUGAAAUUGAGCAAAUUUUCUGUUUUUUUUAGCAAUGAGUAUGCCGUAUAUCCAUGCCGUAUUGACUUUUGAGCUAAUAGUUGCUGCUAUUAGUUGUUCGACUGUAUUCCUAGUUCCAUGAUAGUCCCAAUUCCAUAUUUUAAUAAUAGCUCUGGGUGGCUAUAAUACCCUAUAAUAAUAUGAUAUCCUACAACUUUUUGUCUUCCCUGGAUAAUGCUUUGCCUUAUUGUUCUGCUUCAUUGUACUGUUUACAAGCUGCAGGUCGUAGGUAAGCAUGCUAUUGACACGUCCACCAAAGCAGAAUUCCUCCGGUAUUCUUCCAGUACAAUGGCAAGCAACCAAGCAAUGGUAAAUGAAGAACUUCCUCCUGAAAAGUUUGCAGAAAAAAUCAGCCGACUAAUAGAUAAUGCAUCCGUUUCGAUGGCCAUUGCUGUAGGAAGUGAACUGGGCAUUUUUAGCGUAAUGGCCCAACUGGAGAAACCAGAAACAUCCGAAUUCAUCGCCAAAAAGUCGGGCCUAAUUGAGAGGUACGUUCGAGAAUGGUUGGCUGCGCUUGUUACUGGCAAGAUAGUUCACUACAACAGAGACGAUAAUACGUAUUUCCUCCCUCGCAGCUACAUCCCCCUCUUGAAAGGUGGAAGUAUGACAAUGUUCUCCACAAUACUGCUGAUGUUUAGCGAGCGCUCCCAAGAACUGAAUGCAUGUUUCAGAAAUGGAGGGGGUAUUCCUUACAGUUCCUACAAAGAAUUUCAUAGAUGGAUGAACGAGUUUUCGACUCGGAACCACAAGGCUAAUCUAGUUGAUGUAUUCAUUCCUAGCAUCGAAGGUCUCAAGGAGAAACUCGAAUCUGGCAUCAAAGUUCUCGACAUCGGUUGUGGUUCAGGAUCACCAGGAUUAAUAAUGGCGGCUAAAUUUCCCAGAAGCGAGUUUUAUGGUUUUGACAUUUCAGAAGAAGCCAUAACAAAAGCGAAAGAAGAGGCUGAAAGGCAGGGUUUAGUCAACGCCCACUUCAAAGUACAAGAUUGUGCCAAUCUAGACUUGGAAUACCAAGAAGAUUUUGAUUACGUCACUGCCUUUGACUCUAUCCAUGAUCAGGCACAUCCAGAUAAAGUUCUGGCUGAAACAUGCAAAGUUUUGAAAAAAGAAGGCAUAUUUUCUCUUGUUGAUAUCAAUUCCCACAGUAAUGUUGCUGACAAUAUCGGCCAGCCGUUAUCGUGUUUGAAAUACGUUGUCAGUCUUUUUCAUUGCAUGCCAGUUAGUUUGUACUUUGAAGGUGGAAAAGGUCUUGGGACAUGUUGGGGCAAGGAACUUGCAACCGAUAUGAUUAAAAAGGCAGGAUUUACUGGAGUAGAUAUUCGCCAUGUUGCUAAUGAUCACUUCCAUGUGCACAUUUUAUGCACAAAAUGAAUAGACAGACUUUUCAAACUGAAAAACACUGUUGUGGAAGGUAUUCUUUGUAAAAUGAAGAAUUUCUAUAAUCAUUAA